Hermetia illucens (black soldier fly) is the source of this 824-nucleotide messenger RNA. It is a transcript of the gene Pop4, whose product is annotated as ribonuclease P protein subunit p29. The record is from RefSeq and is a predicted model, not a curated record. Gene Ontology annotation, biological process: tRNA 5'-leader removal; rRNA processing. Gene Ontology annotation, cellular component: ribonuclease MRP complex; ribonuclease P complex. Lineage: Eukaryota; Metazoa; Arthropoda; Insecta; Diptera; Stratiomyidae. Bases 126 to 788 code for a protein of 220 amino acids. The transcript is spliced from 2 exons. Gene Ontology annotation, molecular function: ribonuclease P RNA binding.
GAGAAAUGUGGUGAGUUUUGAUGGAGAUGACGUUUUGAACUCAUGUGCGCUGCUGCCGUCAUUUCUUGUCGUAAAUAUAAACAAAUCGAGCUCUGAUUUGGCUACGACAACCAAAUUUUCGGAUCAUGGCUUCGGCAUCAACUGAAAAGUCAUCAAAAUGCACUCAACUUCCAGCCGAUAUUCAACAGGUAAAAGACACCCUAAGCGAAGUGGUCCACCCACUCAGUCGCCCUGCAAUCAACGUAAUCCCUGACCAUGUCCUCGUCUUAACCGGAACCAAAUCUAAAAAGCAACUCUCCCGCAAAAAGCGAGCCGUUAAGAAAAAAGCUCUGACACGACAGAACCGCAUCGAUAUGGGUUUCUACUCGUUGCCUACAAAGUCCCUUAAAUAUGCCGACAUGCUCGCUUUGCACAACCUCUGGCAAGGAUACAUGAAGGAGCAUUUGGGGCUUGAUGCAAUGGAGCGUGUUCCGGACGUGGCCGAUCCGCAGUAUGAUGGGUUCAGCAAACUUCUCGUCAAAGCGGAUUUACAUGGCGCAAAGGUGCUGGUCACUCGGUCGAAAUGUCCUAGUCUCGUGGGAAUCUCUGGGAUAGUCGUUAUCGAUACGAAGAACACUCUGAAGAUAUUGGGGGAGGAUGAUAAGUUGCGGACUGUGCCGAAGUCGGAGUGCAUUUUUGUGAUAGAAUUAGGAAAUUUGGAGUUGACUGUUGUAGGGAAACAUUUAACUAUACGACCAGCGGAGCGUUCUGUUAAAAAGAUGAAAAAUUUCAUGGAUUUAGAUUUGUAAAGUUUUUGUUAUAAUAUACGCAAAUCUCCAAAAGUA